Molecule: messenger RNA, 1771 nt
Organism: Perca flavescens (yellow perch)
Lineage: Eukaryota; Metazoa; Chordata; Actinopteri; Perciformes; Percidae
Product: aquaporin-11
Exons: 3
Coding region: 597-1421 (274 amino acids)
Cellular component (GO): cytoplasm
Molecular function (GO): channel activity
Source: RefSeq, a predicted model, not a curated record
UAUGCAAAGAAUUAAACAUAGGCAGUAUGAAGUAUCUCAAAAACUAUUAAAUGGAUUUUCAUGAAACUUUGUAUGCAGCUGCAGGAGGGACACUGCUUGUAAAUGUUAACAAUUCUUUACAAACAAGAAAUGGCAAGCCUAACUUGUUUACAUUAACCCCAGAUUUCAGGCACUUAUACCUGUAUUUUACUUGAGUAUUUCCUUUUUUGCUACUCCAUUAUUUACUAAUUAUAAAAUUAAUAUAUAAAAAAUAGCCCCACCUUUACCAGCUGCAAUAUUAUAGAAAUGUGUAUAUUAAUUUCUACACUGUAAUAAGUACUACCACUACUGUUUGUAGUUGGGUGAAUCGACUCCUCAGCAAGAACUGCUGCCUAGAGCGAUUCAUGAUUGCCCUUUUAUUUAUAUACAAUCUAUGCUUUUAUUUCGAAAGCAUCACUGCUUUGCUUCCGGUUUCAUUGCGCGCAGUUUGACGCAGCUGCGGAAGCGUGCAGAAACUUUGACGUCAAAAGAGAUGGAACGGUUAAUUGGAUACUUUUAAAGUUACCCAUCGCUAGGACCUGUUUGUACCGAAGGUCGGUGUGUGAACAGCCGGAGACAUGACUGACAGUGACCUGUACGUUUCAUUGGCGGUGUUGGGAGCUGCGGUGCUUCUCAGCGAGGCUGUCCGGCGGACAGCAGCGCGUCUUUUCCCCGGAGCCCACCGGGUCUACCUCCUGGAAGCGGCGUCCACCUUCCAGCUCUGUUGCUGCACUCAUGAACUCAAACUGUUGGGUGAAAGGGCCCGGCUGGGGCUGCCGGUCGGCCUGACCCUCACAUACACCAUGACGGUUAUCCACUUAUUAACUUUCCGGGAAGCUACGUGCAACCCCAGCGGGGCUCUGGAGGGCUUUUUCCGCGGGACUAGCAGCACCAGGGCGGCCGUCGUGGUUAUAGCUUGCCAGUUCGGAGCUGCGGUCGCCGCGCAGUUUUUCGCAUCCUCCGUUUGGUCGCUGGGUCUUUCCGACAUCCACAUCAGGCACCAGAGGUUCGGGUUCCGAUGCUUCGACCCCCUCGGUGGGACUCUGCUGGAGGCCGCGGCCGUUGAGCUGGGUUGCGCCUUCAUGGUCCAAGCGGCCGCCAUGCACGUCCACAAACUGGACCAAAAACUUCGAGCUCACUUUGUCGCUGCUGUCAUCACGGCUCUGGUUUACACAGGUGGAAGUAUUUCAGGAGCUGUUUUUAACCCUGUCCUGGCCUUCUCCGUCCAGUUCCCCUGCAGCGGCCACACCUACCUGGAGUACUGCUUUGUCUACUGGCUGGGACCAGCCUUAGGCGUGGUGAGCUGCAUCCUGCUGUUCGAGAAGAUCAUUCCUUUCCUCUCUGGAACGAGUACCAUUGGGCUGGACAUCCCAGCUGUCCAGAAGCGGAAGAAGACACAGUAGCAGCAGUGAUGUCACGUGAGGACUGGCCAAGUUUUGUGUUUUUUUUCUUUUUAUUCUACAAGUCUGGGUAGAUAAUACCAGUAUACAUUUUAAGACAAAAAGUUUUACUACACUUAUUAUUAUUAUUAUUAUUAUUAUUAUUAUUAUUAUUAUUAUUAUUAUAGCACAAUCGGGCCUAUGACUUGUGGGAGGUUACAACAAAGCUGUAAUUGAACAGACAGCAGGCAAACUCAUCAGUGGGUUCAGCUCUUCAUGUGCAAAUUUACACAUAAAAGUGCUUAAAAGUAGGGUUGGGUAUCGUUUGGGUUUUUUCUGAUAAAGGUGCUAAAUUGAUACUUUUAAAACGGUGC